Limanda limanda (common dab) is the source of this 3915-nucleotide messenger RNA. RefSeq names its product calcium homeostasis endoplasmic reticulum protein (gene cherp). The coding region runs from base 126 to 2924 and encodes 932 amino acids. Gene Ontology annotation, cellular component: perinuclear region of cytoplasm. The record is from RefSeq and is a predicted model, not a curated record. The transcript is spliced from 20 exons. NCBI's taxonomy places the organism in Eukaryota, Metazoa, Chordata, Actinopteri, Pleuronectiformes, Pleuronectidae. Gene Ontology annotation, molecular function: RNA binding. Gene Ontology annotation, biological process: RNA processing; intracellular calcium ion homeostasis.
AGUGCUAAUUCAAGUGUGUUUUUUCCUGAACAUUUUACAGAGCAUUUGUCCAAACACAGAACUUGCUGACUGGUAUCGGGGCCGAACAUUUAUGUCCGGCGGGUUCGCAGGAACACGAGUCAAUCAUGGACAUCCCCACUGCCCCCGAAGAUCAAGAGCUGAGGAAUGUGAUUGACAAACUAGCCCAGUUUGUAGCUCGCAAUGGGCCAGAGUUUGAAAAGAUGACGAUGGAGAAACAGAAAGACAACCCAAAAUUCUCAUUCCUCUUUGGUGGAGAGUACUUCAGCUACUACAGAUGCAAGCUUGCCAUGGAACAACAACAGCAUCCCUCUACCCACGAUGGAGAGGAAUAUAAAUCUGAAGAUUUGUACAACCCAGGUGCCAAAGAGGUGGCUGAUAUCCUUCCACAACCGAUGGCGAUGAUUGCUCCUCCUCCUAUCCUUCAACCUGCUGUACCGGCUAUCGAUGAGCUAAUCCAGCAGAGUCAGUGGAAUCUGCAGCAGCAGGAGCAGCAUCUGCACACGCUCAGACAGGAGCAAGUGACUGCAGCCAUUGCUCUGGCUAUGGAGCAGCAAACCCAAAAACUGCUGCUGGAGUCUCAGUUGGACAUCACAGAGUUUGACAACUUGUUGCAGCCCAUCAUAGACACCUGCACCAAAGAUGCUAUCUCUGCUGGUAAGAACUGGAUGUUCAACAACGCCAAGACUCCACAGCACUGUGAACUGAUGACAUCGCAUCUCAGUAACCGCAUCAUUGCUGAUGGGGCACAUUUUGAGCUCCGUCUACAUCUCAUCUACUUAACCAAUGACGUUCUCCAUCACUGCCAGAGGAAGCAGCAGAAGGAUUUGUUGGCAGCACUGCAGAAAGUUGUUGUUCCCAUCUACUGCACCAGCUUCCUGGCAGUGGAAGAAGAGAAGCAGCAGAAGAUCACUCGGUUGCUGCAGCUGUGGGAGAAGAAUAGCUACUUUGAUGAUGAAACCAUUCAGCAGCUCCAGAAUCCAGCACUGGGCCUUGGCCAGUAUCAGGCUUCUCUGAUAACAGAGUAUGCUGCAGCGGUGCAGCCCAUCCAGCUGGCCUUUCAGCAGCAGAUCCAGGCUUUGAAAACGCAGCAUGAAGAGUUUGUUGCAACCUUGAAGCAGCAGCACCAGCAACCGCAGCAACCACAGCCUACUCCUGUAGCACAGCUAGCUACCCCCACUGAGCCUGAAAAGGCCCCACCUAUGACCACACAACCUGGGGAUGUGAAGCCUGCCAUGUCAGGUCCUCCUUCAGGAGAGUUUGAUGGUGCCUCCUCCAGACCACAGGACCCCAGCAACCCCAGUGGACCCUCAGACAUCCCCCCCAACAAGCCUGCAUGGUUUGAGCCCCAGCACAUUGGCCCCUGGAACCCCAACCAGCCGCCACCUUUUGACCCAAACCAGCCCCCACCUCCUUGCCCGCCCUGGAACAGCCAUGAGGGGAUGUGGAAUGAACAGAGGGAGCCAGGGAACUGGAGCGGAGGUCCACCCAGAGAAGGAGGCCCCUGGAGUGGUCCAGGUGGGUCUGAACCAGGCCCUCCAUCCUGGAACUCAUAUGACCAGCAGCCACCAUGGGGGAACCAGCCCGACCAGCCCCCUUGGGGCCAGAGGGAGCCCCCAUUUCCUCCACGCAUGCAGAGACCUCCCCAUUUCAGAGGGCCCUUCCCUCCCCACCAGCAGCCACCUCCUUUCAACCAGCCCCCUCCACCUCCACACAAUUUUGGACGCUUCCCGCCACGGUUUAUGCAGGAUGACUUCCCGCCCAGACACCACUAUGACAGGCCACCGUACACCCCACACCGCUUUGACUAUGCUCAGGGAGAGUUCCCUGGAGACAUCCCAGGCCCUCCUCCUCCUCCUCCUCCUCCUCCUCCUCCUCACCACCAUCCCAAUCAGAGGCUCCCUCCCCCAGGCAUGGCGGCUGAACAUCCUCCCUGGGGUGGAAGCCAGCACCAAGAUUUUGGCCCACCCCCACACGGCUUCAAUGGCCAUUCUCCACACGUUCGCCAUCGGCAGACUCCGGUGCAAGAUGACCCAAGUCUGGUGCCGAAUGUACCCUACUUUGAUCUACCAGCUGGUCUAAUGGCUCCACUGGUUAAACUUGAGGACUGUGAUUAUAAACCUCUGGACCCUAAGGACAUCCGACUGCCCCCUCCCAUGCCACCUAGUGAUCGGCUGCUUGCUGCUGUGGAAGCUUUCUACAGUCCUCCAUCCCAUGAUCGUCCUCGGAACAGUGAAGGCUGGGAGCAGAACGGCCUGUAUGAGUUCUUUAGGGCCAAGAUGAGAGCCAGGAGGAAAAAAGGACAAGAGAAACGCAACAGUGCUCGCGGUGGCAGUCGUUCUAGGAGUCGCUCUCACAGCAGAGGAAGGUCUUCGUCUCACUCCAGCUCUCGCUCUUCUAAGUCAUCAAGGUCACGAUCCCGCUCAUCUCGUUCCCGCUCCCGCAGCCGCUCCCGCUCCUACUCACGAUCCAGGUCCAGGAGUAGAUCCAGGUCAUCUCGGAGUCGCUCUCACUCCAGGUCCAAAUCCCGUUCAUGCUCACCCGGCAAGAAACGCCAUGGCCCCAAAUCCUGCAGCUCCUCUCCUCCCUCCACAUCAGUGCUUGGUGGUACUCCCUCCAAACUGCCAACAGAUAACAGGCUUGGGGAGGAGAACAAGGGCCAUCAGCUGCUGAUGAAAAUGGGCUGGAGUGGUUCAGGUGGUUUGGGGGCAAAAGAACAGGGCAUCCAGGACCCCAUCAAAGGAGGAGAUAUCAGGGAUAAAUGGGAUCAGUACAAAGGUGUGGGUGUGUCAUUGGAUGACCCUUAUGAGAACUAUCGCAGGAACAAGAGCUACAACUUUGUCGCCCGCAUGAAGGCACGAGAAGAAGUGAACCGGGAACCUCCGGAAGCCCCUCCAGCUGAGUGAUGCCAUCAAAUGGCACCAAACAACCUCCUCAUCUUCUCAAUCGCCACCCCCAUCAGGGAUCUGAUUUUCAGAUGUCCGACCAGGAUUCUAGUCAGCAGUCCUAAAACCCUUCUCCUACUGCAGAAACCAGAGUGACAAUACAAAGUACCACCACACUUGUGAGGUUUGUGAAUAAGUGCAAAGUCUUUUUGCUUAGUUUAAGAACUUGGGCUAUAGGAGAAAGCAUCCAAACUGCAGAUGGAGCAGUGAUCACUAACUAACAAAUGUUUAACUCAGCAGGGACACUGGAACUAGAGUCUAAUACUAUGUAUAUUUCACUCUAAAUGUUAGGAUAUGAUUUUUUUUUCUCUAAAAGUGUCUCAGAGGAUUGAGACUGUGACUCAAUGUUUAAUAACUGCAAAAGAUAAAUGGGAAACUCAUUGAAAAAAAAUGCGAAUACUAAAAGUGAAAUGCUUUUAAAAGGGCAUGGACCCGUUGUAAUGUAUUCACACAUGUCAACAGCUACAAGUAUGUAAAAUUAUUUUAAUUUGGGGUUUUAAACCGCUCUCAAUCUUGCGUUACUAAAUGAUUCGUUCACCCAUAGCAGGAAAAUGUGUUUCCAUUGAAGUUCUUGGUUUUAUUUACAGAGAAUUUCGAAAAUUACGUAAACAUUUAAAAUGGCCAACUCAACUGUAGUGUUGAGUAAGUAUUUUGUUUUGAAUGAAAAGUCCUGAUGAAAGCCGCUCACUGUGUGGGGUGUUGAAGAUUGUAUUGGUUGAUAAAUCAUAAUUUCUGCAUUGUGUGUGAACAAACUUUUUGAGGGAAAACAUUUCAACAAGGUCUGGUUGCUCUUGUUGGCUUUUCACUGCUGAUUGGUGUGAUAUUUGUUCAUGUUAUGUCUUCUUCCAUAGAGAUACACAUGUCUGUCAUUUAGUUAUUGUAUUAAAGCCAACUAAUACAUACGAAAUCCGUUGUAUUUUCUCUAUAAACAUACCCUAAAUAAACAGAGCUC